AAAAAAAAAAAAAAAAACAUUACAAUGACGUGCAUUUUCCCAACUCGGGUGUUAAAAAUAUUCGAGCAUUGCAAAGGGAGCCACAUUCACCUCUGGAGCCGUGGAUUGCUGACCCUGACCACAUUAAUACGGGUUAUCGCUGUCAUUGCUCGUUGCCCUCUGUACCUGGGAGGAGUUAUUACAAUGGGCAAAGGGUAAGAAGUGCUAUUUUAGCACAUUUAAAUGACACACACUUAAGUAUAUUUGUUCAACCAGAGGGAUCAAACACAAGUGACAGGAGUGGAAACAUAGUCUCAUUUGACAAAAAAUGAACCCGAAUGCUGCAAGUCACUCCGUCCCUCUUAGUGACGGGACUAGAAUGCCAUUGAUAGGACUGGGAACAUACGCAGAUCCCCGCACGACCCCUAAAGAGACAGCAUAUAAGGCUGUGAAACUGGCUAUAGAAACAGGAUACAGACACAUUGAUGGAGCUUUGGUUUACUUCAAUGAACAUGAGGUUGGACAAGCAAUAAGGGACAAAAUAGCUGAUGGAACUGUGAAAAGACAGGAUAUCUUCUACUGUGGAAAGCUGUGGAACACAUUCCAUCCACCAGAACUGGUCCGGCAUGCUUUGGAGAAAACCUUGAAGACAUUGCAACUGGAUUAUGUUGAUUUAUACAUUGUUGAGAUGCCCACAGCGUUUAAGCCAGGAGAUAACUUCUACCCAAAAGAUGCGGACGGGAAGCACAUUUAUCAUGAGACGGAUCUUUGUGCAACUUGGGAAGCUAUGGAGGCAUGCAAAGACGCAGGGUUGGUGAAAUCUCUCGGAGUGUCCAACUUUAACAAGAGACAGUUGGAGUUACUCCUCAACAAGCCAGACCUGAAACACAAACCGGUGUCAAACCAGGUUGAAUGCCAUCCUUAUUUCACUCAACCGAAGUUGCUGGAGUACUGCAGGAAUAAUGACAUUGUCAUUGUGGGAUACAGCCCAUUAGGGACAUCUAGAGAUGCAUCCUGGGUUAACUUAACCUGCCCCCCACUCUUGGAGGAUGAGCUACUUGUGUCAUUGGCUACAAAGUACAACAAGACCCCAGCUCAGGUUGCACUCAGGUUCAACAUGCAAAGAGGGGUUGCGGUCAUCCCAAAGAGCUUCAGCCCUCAUCGUAUAAAGGAGAACUUCCAGAUAUUCGACUUCUGUCUCUCUGAGGAGGACAUGAAGGCCAUCGAGGGCUUGAACAAAAAUAUUCGCUUUGUGGAGCUCCUGAUGUGGUCCGAUCACCCUGAGUACCCAUUUCAUGAUGACUACUAAACAACAAUUCAUAGAAGUGCAAAGACAAGUAUGUUAAUUCCUAUGUUACACAUUUCAUUUAUGGUAAUUAUCUAUUAUAAUAUUCUGUCUACACUGUCCACUUUCCCCAUCGUGGGACUAAUAAAGGCUUAUAAUGGUA
This is a messenger RNA of Doryrhamphus excisus (bluestripe pipefish), 1427 nucleotides long. RefSeq names its product aldo-keto reductase family 1 member D1-like. NCBI's taxonomy places the organism in Eukaryota, Metazoa, Chordata, Actinopteri, Syngnathiformes, Syngnathidae. Gene Ontology annotation, molecular function: Delta4-3-oxosteroid 5beta-reductase activity. Gene Ontology annotation, biological process: bile acid biosynthetic process. The record is from RefSeq and is a predicted model, not a curated record.